This is a messenger RNA of Mesitornis unicolor (brown roatelo), 1790 nucleotides long. It is a transcript of the gene ZNRF3, whose product is annotated as zinc and ring finger 3. Gene Ontology annotation, molecular function: frizzled binding; ubiquitin protein ligase activity. The record is from RefSeq and is a predicted model, not a curated record. The annotation marks the transcript as partial. Gene Ontology annotation, biological process: negative regulation of canonical Wnt signaling pathway; ubiquitin-dependent protein catabolic process; Wnt receptor catabolic process. Lineage: Eukaryota; Metazoa; Chordata; Aves; Mesitornithiformes; Mesitornithidae. The transcript is spliced from 2 exons.
AACAGAAGAAAGGGACCGCGGGGCCAGUCUGCCUGGACUCCAUCAACCCAGCGCGCAGCCGGCAGCAGAGGGUGAUUCUGCCCGUCCACUACCCGGGCCGAGUGCACAGAGCGAACCAGAUAACGGCGUAUCCCACUCGGACGAGCAUGGACCCUCGCGGAAACCCCAUCACGGUGCUGACGGUUGAGCGACACGGUGAGCAGAGCCUCUACCAAGCCCAGUCCCCAGCCUACAUCCGAAGUUACCAGCCGAUUCACUUGGACCAUGCUUUGAACACGCAUCACUGUAGCCUGGAGCACAGGGCUUACUCACCGGCUCACAACUUCCGAAGGCCCAAGUUUGGCGGACGCAACUUUUCCAAAGCGACGUGCUUUUCCCAGUACGAGACCAUGUACCAGCACUACUACUUCCAAGGCCUUAGUUACCCUGAGCAAGAUGGACAGCCUCCAGCUGGCAUUUCCUCCAAGGGUCCUUCCCGUGCCUUCCAGCCUGGGAGCAGCAUGCUUUUCCCUCCUGUGGUACACGUGGUGCCCUCGUCCCGCUUGGAGAGCGGCAGCACCUCCAGCUUUAGCUGCUACCACGGGCAUCGUUCGGUGUGCAGCGGAUAUUUGGCCGACUGCCCUGGGAGCGACAGCAGCAGCAGCAGCUCUGGUCAGUGCCACUGCUCCUCCAGCGACUCCAUGGUUGACUGCACCGAGGUCAGCAACCAGGGGGUUUACGGCAGCUGCUCCACCUUCCGCAGCUCUUUGAGCAGUGACUACGACCCCUACGUGUACCGCAGUAAGAGCCCUUGCCGCGUGGGUGAGGUCGGUGGUGCAAACAGGGGUGCAAUUGUUCUGUUGGAGGGCCCCCACCAGGACGAGCUCCCAGCUCAUGGGCACAGUCUGGUCGGUGCCGACUGCCGGCCUGUGCCAGCUUCUUCCUCAGGGGACCAACUGUCCAAUUGCAGCAUGGAUAUGAACUAUAGCAGUAAUUCCUCACUAGAGCACAGGGAUCCAAAUGGCACUACCUCAGAGGGAGGACACGAGGCCACUCCUGGUGCUGCCUUGGAUGGUAAAAGGAACUGGAAGAAUCCAGAGAUAGCGGGGCCGCUCGUGGAGCAAGCGUGUGCGUGCUGCUUUGAGCUCCAGCACUCUGCCCUGGAGCCUGGCACUGGGACUGCCGACUGUGGUGCACUCUUCCUUAGCUCUCCUCUGUGGGGGACGUGUGGCCCAGGAAUAGAACCGCAGGCAGGGAGCGCCCCGGCCUUGUACAGUAUUAACUCAGACCACUUGCAUAGGACAGAUGGGGUAAAAUAUGAGGGCUUGCCCUGCUGCUUCUAUGAAGAGAAGCAGGUAGCCUGUAGUAGCAACAGUGGCAGCGGAGGUGGUGGCUGCUAUACAGAAGACUAUGCAGUGAAUGUGCAGUACACGCUUCCCGACGACACCUUGCCAAGCUGCUGUAAGGGUGUAUGUGAUCUGGGUCAACGCAUUCCCAUAAUUCCUGAAGACAGAGACUGUGAGCUGAUCCUACCUACAGAGUGCCAAGGGACCCACGCGGGCGGCUGCAGUGCCUGGGCUGGAAGCCCUGAGCUGGAUUCCUACCUGCACUGCCAAGGUAGAGGGGACGCGCAGGACGAGAGGGAGGCGUGCUACGAGGCGGCGGCGUUCCUGCGGCAGAGCUACUCUCAGGAGGAGGAAGCCAGAAUGCUCUUUCCCAGUCCCGCUCUGAACUCCCAGAAGCUGAUGACGACCACAAAGGCCACAGGUGCUGGAUCUCAUCCCUUGGAGAGAAGCCAAAUCGGUGACUAG